This is a messenger RNA of Brassica oleracea var. oleracea, 889 nucleotides long. RefSeq lists its product as uncharacterized. The record is from RefSeq and is a predicted model, not a curated record. Lineage: Eukaryota; Viridiplantae; Streptophyta; Magnoliopsida; Brassicales; Brassicaceae.
UCAGAAACUGAUGCUCGAUGCUUUCAAGAGUGGGGGGACUAAGGAAGCGUCAGGGUCCAAAACUCGCAAGGCGCUUCAUUUUGAGGAAGAGCCUUUAGUUGAGGUGACUCAGGAGGUCGAGGGAGAGACACAAGUGGUGGCUAACAGUCAUGGAGGAACUGUGGAGAUCUCGGUGGCAUCUGCAGAGAAUUCUGGUGAAGAAGCCCAUGUGGUUGAUGGUCUCAAUAAUAUGGUGGAAGAGAGUGGGCUGAAUGUGUCUAAGGAAAAUCAGGAUUCUCGAACUAGUGAGGAGAAGUUCGAGAUGAAUGAGGGGGAUUUGGGAAGUGAAGUGGAGGGGGGACCUUUGGAGAUGGUGGCGGGCUUGGGUAAUGAAGAUGGGAGUCUGGAGUACGUGAUGUUUGAGGAUGGAGAGGAUGAAGAACAAGAGAGAUAUUUGGUGGAGGAGGGGAACCCUGGUGACACGGAGAUGGUGAUGGUGGAUGCUAAUGUUCUGGAGGGAGUUCCUCAAACUGAUGAUAUCGGGGAUCUUAUAGGAGAGAAAGGCCGUCAAAAGAAGAAAAGUGGAAAGCUUAAUGCGGCUGCGACGGGAGGGAACGCAAAGAAGAGGGCAGUGUUUCGCAUCUCCAAGGAAGAAAGUCAUGGCGAAGCAUCUCAGUAAGGUGGGAGAGAAGGGUCCAGUUCCUCCUAAGAAGGCCCCUGCAAAGUCUAAACCGGAUCAGGAUCAGGUUUAAGGUCUUCUGGCGGGUGUGUCUCUGUUUUAGUUUUUAAUUUUAUGAAUAAGUUGUGGGCUUUAUAUAUAAAGUCUUUUGGUACCUUUGUUUCUGUUAUGUUCUUUCGAUUCCAGUGGCCUCUGAUUAUGUCAGGGAGAUGGAAUAAAACUGUUGGUUUA